AUGCCGAACGGCGAUGUCACACUGAAGCUCAUCCGACACGUCGUCUCGGGUGCGAAUCCGAAUGCACCCAGAUCAAUAACUGAUAAACCUUCGAAGGCUGAAGAGCCGGUGCUGGACGAAGACGCCGAGAUUGAGGCGGCGCUGGGAAUCGAGCCAGAGACUCUGAACGACGACGAGGACGACGGUAUUGUAUUUUACGCUCCGGACGCGCCAGGCGCUGAGGAUGGGCCUUUCUAUCCGCCGACGCCGAGAGCGAGGGGGUCGGAUGCGAGUCGCAGGGAUCGGUCCGCGAGUCCACCAGCGUCUUUCUGGGCCGCGUUGAAGAGACAGGCCGCGCAGGUCAUUGGAGAUCCCGUUGCUGUCGAGGAUGAUGCUGCCGUCUCAGAGGUUGUGCAAGACGCACAGGGCGAGGUGGAGAUGGCCGUCGUGGAGAGUCAUGAGGCGUGGUGUAUCUGUUCUUCACGCCACUUGAUGCUAUCCUCCCGCUAUUUCGAGACGAUCCUCAGCGGUGAGUUCAAGGAAGCGAAGACGCUCCGCACGACGGGACAAGUGGUAAUCGAGUUCUGGGAGGAUGAUCUGGAUAGCAUGGUCAUCCUGCUCAACAUCAUCCACGGGGCGAGUCGGAAGGUUCCCAGAACUUUAGGCACUGAUAACCUGACCAAACUUGCCGUGCUGGUGAGCAAGUUCGGGAUGCUCGAGACCGUGGACUUCUUCUCGGACACCUGGAUUGACAACUUGCAGCGGGAAGGGUUGCCGAAAGGCUACAACAAGGACAUCCUGAAGAUGUUGUACGUGUUCUGGGUCUUCGACCGAGAGAAGGAGUUUGGCGACAUGACGAGAUUGGUGCAGAGGGAGGCGGACGAGAAGAUCGAGGAGGAUGUCAAGGGGUUGAUGAUUCCCAGUGCGAUUGUAGACGCCAUCAAGCAUGCCCGCGUAUCUGCCAUCUCAACCGCCAUCGACACAGUUCACGCGCUCAUCAUCAAAUUCAUGGAUGGCACUGAUCACUGCGACGCAGCGAUAGACGACGAUCUCCGGUAUGCUUGCGAUGCAAUGGUCCUGGGUUCGCUGCUCAAAAGCUCUCGCAAGAUUGGCAUCUGGCCCAAACCCGAAGCGCCUUUUCUAGGACGGAGGUGGAGAGACCUUGCGAAGAAGAUUCGGGGGAUCAAGGUCUUGGAUGUCUGUAACAAAACGAGCUCGAGGAGAUGGAACUCCCAUGGACCCUCGGGCAACGCGCACGGUAUCGAGGAUGAGAUUGAGGGGGUUCUGAAGGAUGUGGAGAAGGGGCUGGAAGGACUGAACCUCAAGGACUUUGCGGGGAAAAGGUGGGUUUUGGACGAGAGGUUCUUUGGGAGUGCAGAUGUGCUGACUCUUCCCAGUGAGGAUUGUAUUCCUGUGUUAGUGCCAGAGGCUGAAGUGCCAGAUGUGCCAGAUGUGCCAGAUGUGCCAGAUGUGCCAGCUCCGGUUGUCGACGCUCCCGCGAGUACAGCGGCUCAUGAACAUUCGGAUAGUGGUCCAGAACCGCAAAUGACGGGCAGCUUUGCACCAGAUUCCCAAAUAAGCUGUCACACAGAUGAAGGUGUCGAUGUGGACCAAUCCGAGUAUGAGGAAUACUACGACGAUCCAUCCAAACAUGUCCCUUCAAUCGACCAUACAGUGCUCGCGGACCAGAGAGAACUCGAUGAUGAUCCAGCUCCGCCUAUGCAUAUCAUAGAGACCAUCAACAUACAAGAGCCAGCUCCAUCACCUCCUCCUGAAUUGGCACUAAGGUUCGACUCUCCUCCAAGACCGCAGCCUCCCCAAGCGCCGCGGACCAGAGGUCGAAGUCCACCAAGAGCCAAUGUGCGGGAGGAGAAGGCCCAGCCCGAGAUGAAGGAAGCACAUUCCUCCCCUUCACUUUUCUCCUGGCCCAAAAACGACUUCGAUGAUACACCAGGCCACGAGGUAGCAAUUAUACCCAAGUCACAGCUAUCGAAUGACUUCUUGUAUCAGGAAGCGCGACCCCGGGAUCUAUCACCGAGGAACAACAUACACGAUGUGCCGACUAGAAAAGCGGUGCCAACGACCAAUUUUCAGCAAGACUAUCGCUUGAACGGCUCGACGACGCCCCCAACUACCGUAUUGAACGAACAGAUUCAUCACUCUCCACCUGCACCAUCUACGAAUGGCACUGACUUGCGGCUCAAAUCAUCGCCUCGAAACAGCAUCCAAGGGGCUGCAUUCCCGAAGCCAGCACCCGUUCCCCCACCUCACCAGAGCCCACACACAAGCCCGAAUGGCCAAACGACGCCUACAGAGAGUCAAAGCAGCAAGAACGGGUCUCCCACGUCUUACUUCCCAUCAUACAAAGAACAGGAAGCAUACGCACAGAGAAAACCGCAGGCAUUGCUUCGACACAACACCAACGAAAAACCCCCAAUCCCGAAGUCGACGCAGGUCCCUCCGCUGAGCCAGAACAACCUUUACAACAACAAUCCAACAGCUUCGGCAUACCAAAGACCGAGAAGAGCGAACAGCAUCCCGCUCCCGCCAUCGCCGCGGGAAGAGAGCCAGCCGGCCAGAGACAGUGCCACGUCAAAGCUGAUGGCCGCGGAGAAGCACAUCGCUCGCAACUUCCUGUACCAUGCGGCAUCCAACGGAGCGGGACGUGAAGACGUGAGGUCGCCUGCGCCUCGUGGCGCUGCUCUCCCCACCGGCGCGCAUUCCUGCGCCUGUGAACGGGACGGCAACACAGCACCAUCACCGGCACGAGGAGCGGAAUGGGAGGUCCCCACCGCGGGCGCUGGCGCCGACGCUUACCCACGACAAGACUUCCACCAACAACGAACACCGCCCAGAGGAGCGGAACGGGGAGCGGCACCGGAAGCCAGGAAAUCACGCACCGGCACUGGCACCCAUCGAUCGAGACAAGGAGCGGGAGAAGCGAUCCUCAACGCACAACACCAACACGGCGGACCGCGUGGCGGCGCAGCGCAAGUCCCCGUCGCCGCCGGCCAUGGCCAUGGCGGCGAGCCCGCUGAAGCAGAUGAUGACGAGUGGCGACGAGAACGACGAGCUGGGGGGGGAGGUGGCGGUGCGGGAUAUGUGGAGCCCGCCGAAAGAGGGGUUCCGCGUCCGGAAGGGGAAGAAGGUCUUUACGAAUCGGUUCUCGUCUUGAGUGGAAGUGGAACUGGUGCGAUGGAGUUGGAAUGGGGAUGGUGA
Messenger RNA from Drepanopeziza brunnea f. sp. 'multigermtubi' MB_m1, 3198 nucleotides. The record is from RefSeq and is a predicted model, not a curated record. NCBI's taxonomy places the organism in Eukaryota, Fungi, Ascomycota, Leotiomycetes, Helotiales, Drepanopezizaceae.